Molecule: messenger RNA, 728 nt
Organism: Priapulus caudatus
Lineage: Eukaryota; Metazoa; Priapulida; Priapulimorpha; Priapulimorphida; Priapulidae
Product: EF-hand domain-containing protein 1-like
Exons: 5
Coding region: 75-728 (217 amino acids)
Biological process (GO): cilium-dependent cell motility; mitotic cytokinesis; mitotic spindle organization
Cellular component (GO): mitotic spindle; axoneme
Molecular function (GO): alpha-tubulin binding
Source: RefSeq, a predicted model, not a curated record
GAGCAACGGGAAGCGACGUGUUGUUUUCCGUGAAGUCAACACUGCCGGUCGUAGACUGAGCUGUGGAAAUCAGAAUGGAAGGCUUACCAUUCCUUCCUGGAAACACUUUCAGAGAUCCGACGAAGUCGAAAUUUCACAGAAGUCACACUCUUGGAUAUAGCAAUGGCUAUUCGGUACAGAAAACACCAAUGGCAGGCAUUGGUGGUGAGCCACACCCAACAACACAGCUGGCAGAGAAAGAACCAGAACAACAGCAGAUGAAACCGGUGACGGCUAUUCCACCGACCCUCAUGUACGGUGACACUAAAGUGUUCCAGCCUUCUACAGCUGUCCCUGCUUACAUCGCAUUUGACAAAAAGGUGUUGAAGUUCAACGCGUAUUUCUCGCAAACCGUUGAUGAGUCGGCGUUGGAGUCGGUGCGCACGCGACCCGUGUACAUCUACUACUACCUAGAAGACGACAGCAUCUCCGUGGUAGAACCCCAAGUACCGAACAGUGGAAUACCUCAGGGGAAGCUGAUGAAGAGGCAGCGGUUGCCGAGGGGAGACGGCGGCGGCGACCACUGGCACUGGAAGCAUCUCAACCUCGGCAUCAGCGUUCAGUUCUACGGAAUCGUGUUCCGCAUCGUAGACUGUGACACGUGGACAAAGGAGUUUAUGGAGAAUGAGGGGAUAGAGUUGAACUCAGCUGAGGAGAUGCCGCCGGUCCCUCAUAGGGGGACAUCCUAG